GCAAAAACUCGCCGGGCUGCUUUACGGCACUCCCUCCGCCCCUUCAGGUGGGGAAGUUUGAAACCGGCAAACAUGGCGGUCUCCCACUGCUUCAGCCGGGCUGCUAGUGCCUUUACAGCGGUGUUGCUCUUUUCCUUCGGCUGCGUGGCCGCUAGUCAUAUCGAGGAUCAAGCAGAACAAUUCUUUAGAAGUGGCCAUACAAACAACUGGGCUGUUCUGGUGUGUACAUCCCGAUUCUGGUUUAAUUAUCGACAUGUUGCAAAUACUCUUUCUGUUUAUAGAAGUGUCAAGAGGCUAGGUAUUCCUGACAGUCACAUUGUCCUAAUGCUUGCAGAUGAUAUGGCCUGUAAUCCUAGAAAUCCCAAACCAGCUACAGUGUUUAGUCACAAGAAUAUGGAACUAAAUGUGUAUGGAGAUGAUGUGGAAGUGGAUUAUAGAAGUUAUGAGGUAACUGUGGAGAAUUUUUUAAGGGUAUUAACUGGGAGGAUUCCACCUAGUACUCCGCGGUCAAAACGUCUGCUUUCUGAUGAUAGAAGCAACAUUCUAAUUUAUAUGACAGGACAUGGUGGAAAUGGUUUCUUAAAAUUUCAAGAUUCUGAAGAAAUUACCAACAUAGAACUUGCAGAUGCUUUUGAACAAAUGUGGCAGAAAAGACGCUACAAUGAGCUACUGUUUAUUAUUGAUACUUGCCAAGGAGCAUCCAUGUAUGAACGAUUUUAUUCUCCUAACAUAAUGGCUCUAGCUAGUAGCCAAGUGGGAGAAGAUUCACUCUCGCAUCAACCUGAUCCUGCAAUUGGAGUCCAUCUUAUGGAUAGAUACACAUUUUAUGUCUUGGAAUUUUUGGAAGAAAUUAACCCAGCUAGCCAAACUAACAUGAAUGACCUUUUUCAGGUGUGUCCCAAAAGUCUGUGUGUGUCUACUCCUGGACAUCGGACUGAUCUUUUUCAGAGGGAUCCUAAAAAUGUACUGAUAACUGAUUUCUUUGGAAGUGUACGGAAAGUGGAAAUUACAACAGAGACUAUUAAUUUGCAACAGGAUUCAGAAAUCAUGGAAAGCAGCUAUAAGGAAGACCAGAUGGAUGAGGAACUAAUGGAACCUCUGAAAUAUGCUGAACAACUUCCUGUAGCUCAGAUAAUACACCAGAAACCGAAGCUGAAAGAUUGGCAUCCUCCUGGGGGCUUUAUUCUGGGAUUAUGGGCACUUAUUAUCAUGGUUUUCUUCAAAACUUACGGAAUCAAACAUAUGAAGUUCAUUUUUUAGACUUGAUGAUAUAUGAAGACUGCAUGAAAGAGUGCAACCUUGGAUAAUAAUUUAUGUCAUUAUGUAUUUUUAAAAAUGCGUUGCUCUUAUGUGAAUUGGAAAUAAGUAUAAGAAAACUAAAUUUGAGUCAACUAUUUCAUAACUUAAAGAAAAAUAAUUCUUAAUGCAAUUGCAUAAUGGCAUUAAAUAUAUUCUAGUUUUAUAUUUUCAUGUUAUAAAAGCAAAUGGGACAAAAAGAUAAGAAUACAUUGAUUGUUUUUGAAAAUAAUAAUUUCCCCUUAUCCCCUUUUCAUUUAGAAAAGAAAAAAUUGUGAAAACAUUAAAUUCUCACAGAGGUAACUUCAGUUAAUUAUGUUCUAUAUAUCCUUUCAAUCUUUUGACUUAUACACUUAUUUUUUUUUCCAAUAUGGAGAUCAUGUAGAAUAUACUACUUUGUAAUCUCUUUUUUUCAUUUUACAAUAAGGGAAAAAAAUUAACCUUUCCCUCUCAAAAAUACAUUGUGAAUGACUGCAUAGUAUCCACUGUAUGAAUGUUUAAUUCAUAUCACAGUCUUCUAUUGUUGGACACUUACAUUGUUCCAAGUGUUUUCCUUUGGUUUAUUCUUUACUGUAUUAAUAUUUUGCUGCCGGUCACUCAUGGAAUCCUGAAGGUUUAAUUAAAAUCAAAGAUGAAAAGUUGUUUUUUUAAUUUAUGUCACUGACAAUCUCCAGGACCUUAUUUGUUGUCAGUUUAUUUGGGAAAUUUUAGACCGUUAGUAAUUUUACGUAUUGACUGCUCAAGAGAAACAUACCCCAUUAUUUUUCAUUUCUUAUGAAAGAAACGAAAUCAGUAUCUUAUCUCUCAAACUAGGUAAUGUAGUAUCUUAUCUACAUUUUCAUUUCUAAGCAUUCUGUGAUCUUCCAGAAUUGGUCACCUCCUCUUCAUUUUCCAUCUUAAAGAGAGAGCCAACAAGGACUUUAUUUCAUUCUGUUUAAGGCAGACCUUGCCUACUGGCUCUAUCUAUACUUUCCCUGAGGAAAAAAUCCCUUAAAGUGGAUGACGUGUGAAGAAAAUAUGUGCUUAUGGCCUGGCUGUCAUGUCUGGCUGAUGUAUCCCAUAAGGCAGUAAGCCCCUUUACUGGUCUCUGAUAAGAUGCCAGAACUUAUAUCCCCAUCACUGACAUUUUAGCUUGGAAGUAAUAUUGAGACUGCUGUGAUCAACCCCUGAUAUUGUUUUUUCUUUUAAAACUUCUGCAUAUGAGUGGAGCAAAAGCCUAAAAGUUCAGUAUUUAUGUCUGGGGGGGAUACCUUCAAGUGUCUUAUCUGUUUAUCCAAGAACUUAAUGUGUUUAUCUUUAUUCAGUGCAAAGAUCUGUUUUAUAAUUUUGUUUAUAAUUGUAGGUAACAUUAAGAAGACAAUGCUUCCUCCACAAGAAAACCUCCUAAAAUUAAUAUUACUUAAGAUUUGUUUUUCCUUUUGCAUUUAAAGUAUUACCUUUUAAGUGCAUGCAAGAUUGUCAAUAUUUUUCACAGGUAAAGGAUUGACUGUGUUAUCUUCCUAGUUAGAUAAAAUGAUAUUGAGGCUUUUUGCUAGCUUUGAAUCUUUAUUUUAAUUGAUCUUUUUAUUGGUGUCUUAUAUAAAUGAGGAAGGAAAAUUUUGUUUGAUUAUAUGAAGGAUCUUUUUGUACAUGAAAAGAAGGGAUAAUAAACUUGCAAUUGAAUAGACUUGAUGACAGUAGCAAUGAGACACAAAAAGAUUGACCAUAUUGCCCUCCAGACACUCAUACAAGGUCGUGGACAUCAUGGUUAGGCGGAGCUAUUUAGGGUGGUAAAGGAAUUAUGAUUGUUCUUGAGCCAAGUAAUUUAGUUUGAAUAUAAUGAAACAUACCCUGAUGGUAAAGACUGCUAGAAAGUAAAAGGAUUUCUCUUCAGAGGUUGUAGAAGGUGCCCUUCUUAGUUAAAACCAAACUGGGAAAAGUAAUACUGUAUAUAAUAUUCAGGAUAAAUUUUGCCUCGGCAGAAUUUCAAAGGGCAGUUAUUUGUCUGUUUCAUUAUUGAAUCUUCAGAAUAUAGUUAAAGCCGAAAGCUUAAAAUAUAUUGUUUCACUUAUAACCAUAAUCUUUUUACAUACAGCAUAUUCUGCCUUUCUGUUUUAACUGUUUUAACGUGUGAAAGAAAUACGUUAUAAACAUACCACAAGGUAUGACUAUAAAAUAAUGAGAUCAGUAUCCAUUUUUGCUUUAUAGACUUGGCCUUAUUGCUUCAUUGUCACAUCUCAUACUCAAGGACAUUUACUACAAAGAAAGUGUUCUCCAAUAUUGCUGGUCUGUUGCUGUCUGCCCGGUUUACACAUGUACCUGCUACUUAAAUAGGAAUAACUAAAUCCUCUGCAUGUGGUAGAUGAGUAUAUUUAGGUAACAUUGUCAGCACAAUUAAAUGACCUACAAUUUAAAUGAUAACAUAAAAACAGAUCCUUAAAUAUAUAAUACUUGAGUCACAGAAGCUGAGCAACAGAAAGGUAUUUUGUUUUUGCCUAUCUCACAGUGUUGUGGUGAGAAUCAAUCAGAUGAGGUAAUAUUUUGACUAAACACUUUGGAACUUGUAAAUGUAUGAUGGCAUUAUUUUACUUAUGUCGGCUUAGGAGAAUACCAAGGGGGAAGUUAAUGGUGACAGUGUCCCUGUUUCUCUUGCACUUUUGUACCUUUCUAAGCUACUCAAUGUGAUUCUUGUUCUUUUUGGUAUUCUUUUUCUCCUCCCUCAUGGUGUCCUUCAGGGAGAAAAGGAAUGUAGAUAAAUGAAUCCCAGCAGACUUGUCCUGACAUUUCAGGGAGGGACAGUGUAUAAUGGUGCCAUCCUGCAAAGGCAGCCUGUGUGAGAAAAAGAAAUCAAAUGAUGUGGAUUUUGAAAUUACAAAAUAUAUUCAUUUGCAGUUUAUGAAAGGAAAAUGUAGUUUGGAUGUAAAGCUGAUUAAAUUGGAUCAAGAAAAAUUAGAAUUAAAUGCAAAGAAUAAUGCAUGCAUUUAUGGUUUCAAUUUUUAUAUAUUCUCAGCUAGUUGAAAAUGAUGAUUCCCACAACAAGCAUAACUCAGCUUGUUUCUGCUUACUGAGUAUUUUCUACUAUGGUAUAUGUUGAUAACAUUUCUUCCAUUAUGUAUGUUGUAUACCAGAGUUACAGUUACUAUGGGAAUCAUAAUUUGAAAUUUUGACUCCUGUGUUUCUGGAAUCUUUACAACAAAUUUUGCAUUAACAUAUACCCUUUUUUCAGUUCACUUUACCAAAAUUAAGCCCAUCUGUAGCAGAUACUGUUUUAACAUGCAAAAUAAAUAUAAACAUACCACAAGAUAUGGCAAUAAAAUAAUGAGAUCAGUAUCCAUUUUUGCGUUGUCACAUCCCAUACACAUUUACUACAAAGGAAGCAUUCUCCAAUAUUGCUGUUCUGUUGCUGCCUGCCCUAUGUACACAUAUACCUGCUACUUAAAUAGGAAAGCCUUUCAAUUCAUGGACAGGCUUCAAUUCAAUUCAAUCCCUUGGUGGUGACCAGGCUUUUAUUUUUUUUCUUUUAGUGUAAAAAAUGUACGAUUUUGGAAAUGUGCUGUGAAAUAUUUGGUUUAACUGUGUAAAUCCUAGAAUAAGGGGAUUGAUAUAGAUGAAGUUGUAACCAAGAAACUGGUUAUUAAAAAUUCAUUUAUUCCAAACAUGGAAA
This is a messenger RNA of Callithrix jacchus (white-tufted-ear marmoset), 4939 nucleotides long. It is a transcript of the gene PIGK, whose product is annotated as phosphatidylinositol glycan anchor biosynthesis class K. Gene Ontology annotation, molecular function: GPI-anchor transamidase activity. The record is from RefSeq and is a predicted model, not a curated record. Gene Ontology annotation, cellular component: GPI-anchor transamidase complex. Gene Ontology annotation, biological process: attachment of GPI anchor to protein; proteolysis. NCBI's taxonomy places the organism in Eukaryota, Metazoa, Chordata, Mammalia, Primates, Cebidae.